Aethalodelphis obliquidens (Pacific white-sided dolphin) is the source of this 3348-nucleotide messenger RNA. It is a transcript of the gene CYBRD1, whose product is annotated as cytochrome b reductase 1. Gene Ontology annotation, cellular component: lysosomal membrane. NCBI's taxonomy places the organism in Eukaryota, Metazoa, Chordata, Mammalia, Artiodactyla, Delphinidae. Bases 265 to 1122 code for a protein of 285 amino acids. The transcript is spliced from 4 exons. Gene Ontology annotation, molecular function: oxidoreductase activity. The record is from RefSeq and is a predicted model, not a curated record.
CACGGACGCCAGGCCAGGGGCGGCCACCCCGCAGCGAGAGCUCUGGGCGGCCACUAGAGCCCGAGGGUGGGGCUAGUCUCUGAGCACCGGCCAGCUGCCCGCCCCCUGGAGGCCCCGCCUCCCAGACAGGCAUGCGAGAAAGCCCCUCCCCCGGGCGCUCCUAGAAGUCGACGAAGCGUCCCGCUGCUGUGCCAGUACCUAAAGGCCUCCGCCGCCGCUUCGCGGAGUUCCUGUGGCUACCACCGCGCGGAGUAUGGGGCGCUGAUGGCCAUGGAGGGCUACAGGGGCUUCCUGGGGCUGCUGGUGUCGGCGCUGCUCGUCGGCUUCCUGUCUGUGAUCUUCACCCUCAUUUGGGUCCUCCACUACCGGGAGGGGCUCGGCUGGGACGGGACCGCGCUCGAGUUUAACUGGCACCCUGUACUCGUGGUCACCGGCUUCGUCUUCAUCCAGGGCAUCGCCAUCAUCGUAUACAGACUGCCAUGGACCUGGAAAUGCAGCAAGCUCCUGAUGAAAUCCAUCCAUGCAGGGUUAAACGCUGUUGCUGCCAUUCUUGCAAUUAUUUCUCUGGUGGCUGUUUUUGAUUUCCACAAUGCCAGGAACAUCCCCAAUAUGUAUAGUCUGCACAGCUGGGUUGGACUGACAGCUGUCAUUCUCUACAUCUUACAGCUUCUCCUAGGUUUUUUUGUCUUUCUGCUUCCUUGGGCUCCACUUUCUCUCCGAGCACUUCUCAUGCCCAUACAUGUUUAUUCUGGACUUCUCGUCUUUGGAACAGUGAUUGCAACAGUACUUAUGGGAGUGACGGAGAAACUGAUUUUUGCCCUGAAAAAUCCUGCAUACAGUACAUUCCCACCAGAAGGUGUUUUCACAAAUACCCUCGGCCUUCUGAUUCUGGUGUUUGGGGCGCUCAUUUUUUGGAUAGUCACCAGACCACAAUGGAAACGUCCUAAAGAACCAAAUUCUGUCCUUCUUCAGCCAAACGGAGGCGCUCCAGAGGGAAUGGAAGGUUCCAUGGCAAUGAACUUUGGCAAUAUGGACAAAUCAGAUUCAGAGUUAAACAGUGAAGCAGCAGCAAGGAAAAGAAACAUCACCCUUGAUGAGGCUGGACAGAGAUCCACCAUGUAAAAUGGGCUAGAGAUGUAGCCAUAUAACUUCCAUUAGUUCUACAGUUUAGCUUCUCUUAUUUAGCCGUAAGAUGAUUGAGCUCCACAGACUCAAUAUUUAUUCUAAUCGUAAAGUAGGAUUUCUUGAAAGCAUUUGUAUUGGUUGAGGCCUAUGAAGUUACCUGAAUUGGAAGGGAGAUGAUCAAUGUAAAUAACAGCAGGUGUAAACUGUGGUUAAUUACCUUGUUCUUGAGGACCAAAGCAUUUAGCACAGUGCCUUGCAUAGAACAGAUGAUCAAAAUGUAUCUGUUGGUUGGUAAAUUUGAUAAACUGGCAGCUUCCCUGGCCUCUUGUCAUGCAGUCAUUUUCUGUUAAUUCUGGGAGUCCAGUUGUAAAGUUUUGGAAUCAGAUCAUGCAUAUGUGGGACAGGGUUAAUGCUACACAGAUGUCAUGACUAGAGCACAGAAAAAAAUUUAGGAAAGUAACUGGUUCCCUUUUCCCUGUGCCUACCCUUUGCUCCCUCCCCAGCUGGUUUAUCCUUAGAUUGGCCCUGGAGACCAGGGUUUGUAUUAGGGCAUUUUGGAGCAGUGAUAGGGCUGUAGGUAGCUGAAGAUCUUGCCUGGUCGGACCUGGAAGUUUUUCCAAAACUGACUUAAUCCCAAGGCUUCCUUGGGUUUGGUAUACUUUAUGAUCCAGAUUCUAAACUUAAUUAGGAUGAGAAUAUGCCUGAAUGCUUAAGCAGUAUAAACUACUCCACAAACCUUAAAGAGCACUUUUCCCCAAGUUUCUGGGUUUUUUAAACAUGGAACUUACUAAGUGUCAGACACUAUUCUAAGCACUUUAUAAAUCUUAGCUAAUUCAACCCCCAGACAAAACUUUUGCGGUAGGCAUCAUUAAAAGCUCCAUUUUACAGAUGAGAGAUCUGAGGCUUGGAGAGGUUAGUAACUUGCCCAAGGUCACACAUCUCAUAAGUGGUGAAACUGAGAUUCAAAACCUGGCAGUUUGGCACCUCAGUUCAGUCCAUGAUCCUAACCACCUCACUAUGCUGUUUUUUCUGUUACAUGCUAAUUUAUACCUGUUUUGACCCACCCGUGGAUAAACCUCAUUUGGUGGAAUGCAGUAGAGUUGUUAAAAUUUACCUUCUGGCUCUGUUUCCAAGGCAGAUUUCCCAAAUAACCAAGGAGAAAGGCCUACCCUUACCUGGAAAUUCAUCAUGGGCACCCUGCCACGGGCAACAAGCCAUGGCUUACCUUGAUGCCCCUUUGAUCUUAAAUCUGUCUUGGUAGCAAAGAAAGGUUUAGGCAACAAUAUCGCUGCUGAACAGCUUUGGGUUUGGAGAUAGGAGAGAUGGACUUCAUGGUCUGCCCUUCCCCAGGGGCAAAAGCUAGGGUCCCUCCUGAUUUGGGUGGAAUUUUAGGGGACAUCUUGUGCUUUGGUUCUCAGUAGCGAAUUAAGACUCAGAGAUGACAGUUUUCAUGCAUGAGGCCUCUGUCUAGGCUCUGGGCUGACUUAAAUUAAAACCUAGAGUGGCGCCUGUGCUGAAAUGUUGCUUUUCGUUUGGGAUUGAUUUUUGGUUUCCCUGCAAUUUUAAACCAUACAGUUUACACCAAAUAAACUUAACAUUUUUGGUGCUUAGUGAAUUUCCUUUUAGGGUAACUGGUAAUUACUUCCAUAGACUGAGUACAAACUAUAUUCCGUCACAUCCCUGAAGCUUCACAAUAUCCAUUCAAGAGUCCCUCACCAAAACACUGUUUUCUUAAUUCUGUUUCCAAAAUUGGCAAUAGUGUCAUAAGAAUCCCUAGUGCCCAGCCCAAUGCCUGGCAUGUAGUAGACACAUAAAUUCAGUAUAAGUAGAGCAUGCUACAGUUAGGGUGCUAAGUGGAAGGAAUAAUUGCAUUGUCACACACAAACAUAUUUUGGUGAAUGGAUAUUUCAUUACAUAGAGGUGCACAAAAUUCCAGGGCUUUUUAGGGGGAAGGGGAUAGUGGCAGCCCCAAGGAUUGAAGCUGCCAUUCCAUUUCAUAUAGGCCAAGAAAGAGGUUAUUAGUUAAAAGUUAAUUAUGGAUUUGGCACUAGACUAUUCUGCUCCAUUGAGAAGUAUCUGAACACCCCUCAUCUCAGCCCUUUAUUUUAUCCCUCUUGUGGGCUAAUGUGAGGGUAAUCUUACAGAUAUUAUAGGAACUUCUUCUCUUUCUUUCUCAACCUUUAUGAAAACAAUGUAUAGUCAAAUAUAUCUAGAAAACCUUUC